AUGUCCAAGACCUUCUCCAAGGACGACGUCGCGUCGCAUAGCAAGCCCGAUAACCUCUGGGUCAUCAUCGACGAGGAUGUCUAUGAUCUGACCAAGUUCCAGGAUGAGCACCCUGGUGGAAAGAAGAUCCUCAACCGUGUCGCUGGAAAGGACGCCUCGAAGCAGUUCUGGAAGUACCACAAUGAGGGGAUCCUGAAGAAGUACAAGGGCAAGCUGCAGAUCGGUUCUCUCGACACCAAGCAGGCCGCUGAGCCCGCCGCUGCCCCGGCCAAGUCCGAGGCCCCGCAGCCUCAGGCUGCCGCCCCCGUCGACGUCAAGGCCGCCAAGUCCGACGAGGCUCUCGAGCCGUUUGGUGAUCUCAUUCCCUUUGCCGAUCCCGCCUGGUACCAGGGUUACCACUCCCCCUACUUCAACCAGACCCACGCCGCCCUCCGCGCCGAGGUCCGCCAAUGGGUUGAGACCGAGAUCGAGCCGUACGUCACCGAGUGGGACGAGAGCAAGACGGUGCCCGCCCACAUCUACAAGCAGAUGGGAGAGCGCGGUUACCUCGCCGGUCUCCUGGGCGGCAAGUUCCCCGUCGACCACACCCCCCACCGCGUGCAGUCCGUGGCCCCCGAGAACUGGGAUCUCUUCCACGAGAUGCUCCUGACCGACGAGCUGUCCCGCGCCGGCAGCGGCGGUCUCGUGUGGAACCUGGUCGGCGGCUACGGCAUCGGCUGCCCGCCGCUGGUCAAGUUCGGCAAGAAGCCCCUCGUCGACCGCAUCCUGCCCGGCAUCCUGGCCGGCGAGAAGCGCAUCUGUCUGGCCAUCACCGAGCCCGAUGGAGGCUCUGACGUCGCCAGCCUCAACUGCGAGGCUAAGCUGUCCGAGGACGGCAAGCACUACAUCGUCAACGGCGAGAAGAAGUGGAUCACCAACGGUAUCUGGGCCGACUACUUCACCGUCGCUGUCCGUACCGGCAAGCCCGGCAUGAACGGUAUCAGCGUGCUGCUCAUCGAGCGCGAGGCCGGCGGCGUCAGCACCCGCAAGAUGGACUGCCAGGGUGUGUGGAGCAGCGGUACCACCUACGUGACUUUCGAGGACGUCAAGGUGCCUGUUGAGAACCUGAUCGGCAAGGAGAACCAGGGCUUCAAGGUGAUCAUGACCAACUUCAACCACGAACGCAUCGGCAUCAUCAUCCAGUGCGUCCGCUUCUCCCGCGUCUGCUAUGAAGAGUCCAUGAAAUACGGCCACAAGCGCCGCACCUUCGGCAAGAAGCUGGUCGACCACCCCGUCAUCCGGAUGAAGCUCGCCGAAAUGGCGCGCCAGAUCGAAGCCACCUACAACUGGCUCGAGAACAUCAUCUACCAGUGCCAGUCCAUGGACGAGACAGAGGCGAUGCUCAAGCUGGGCGGCGCCAUCGCCGGCCUCAAGGCCCAGAGCACCCGCACUUUCGAGUUCUGCGCCCGCGAGGCGUCCCAGAUCUUUGGCGGCCUCAGCUACAGCCGUGGUGGGCAGGGCGGCAAGAUCGAGCGUCUUUACCGGGAUGUGCGUGCCUAUGCUAUUCCCGGUGGGAGUGAGGAGAUUAUGUUGGAUCUGAGCAUGCGUCAGAGCUUGCGGGUGCACCAGAUGUUUGGUAUGAAGUUGUAG
Molecule: messenger RNA, 1629 nt
Organism: Aspergillus candidus
Lineage: Eukaryota; Fungi; Ascomycota; Eurotiomycetes; Eurotiales; Aspergillaceae
Product: putative acyl-CoA dehydrogenase
Exons: 5
Coding region: 1-1629 (542 amino acids)
Molecular function (GO): flavin adenine dinucleotide binding; acyl-CoA dehydrogenase activity
Source: RefSeq, a predicted model, not a curated record